AUGGCCUUCCUCCAACAGCUGCGACUUCUUCUCUGGAAGAACAGGCUGACAGCUAUCAGACAGCCAGCAUGGUCUCUGACGCUCAUUAUUUGGCCUGUGAUCAUCUUCAUCAUCAUCGCUGUCACCCGCAACCAGUUUCCCCCAAUAGUAAAGGAUACAUGUUACGUGGGACCCCGAAACCUACCCAGCACAGGCUUCUUCCCUUUCGUGCAGACCCUCAUGUGCAAUGCAGACAGCAGCUGCCAUAACAAAUCGCGCCUGGUGGACCCAGCUACAUCCAAGUCUACGCACAUAUCUUCAGGGAGUGCAAGGUCGACCCUCCUGCUGAAGGGUUCCCCACUGGAAAACCUGGUCCAAGGGGGAGACUUUUUCAACCUUGCGUUCCCCAGUGACUCCAGCAAUGAUCCUGCAGUGCUGAUUGAGGUCUUGAAUAAGAUUCUGGGUCCAUCUUACCAAGGAAGCUCUAACAACAUCUCUCUCAUCAAUACCACUAUUCUGGGAGAUCAGACCUUGAACAAAAUGCUGGAGUCAGUCAACCUGCUGAAGAGGGCCAUCUGCACCAUGACACUGCCCAUGAUAAACACAAGCUCACCCAGCCCGCUCACCUAUGCUGCGGUCACUUUCUGCAAGUCCAACAACACUGUGUUUGAAGUGUUGCUCGACACACUCAACCAGAUACUGACGGAGCUGAUGCUGACAAAACCAGAUGAAAUGGCGACGAUGGCUGGGAUGGCGGUGUCUGUGUUCGAUCAGCUGCAAAAUCAGACCUUGCUGUGGGAAAGUCUCCUGGGUCUACCGCAGCUCUUCUCUCAUGGUUCUGUCGACCAAGUGCUGGGCAGCACAGAGGUUCUACUCACCAACAUACAGGGCGCUAUGCAUGUCAUCCAGAGCAAUUUUCCUGACGCCGGUGCCUCACUUUCCACUGUCCAUCCACUGGUCGUUGGAGGCAUCAAAUUGAUCCGCUAUGUUCAAAACUGGCCAGGCAAAGAUGUGUCCAUUUCCCUCGGAGAGGUUGUCACGUUGCAAAAUGAUUCUCUAAGUGAAAUGGUGAAACGUGUCCUACAAGAAGUCCAGAUACCGCUGGACAAGGCUAUCGGCCUGACAUUGGACAGGGACAUGGUGCGUUUCUACUUGUGUGACAACAGCAGUAACCCGCUUUGGCUAUCAGCAGCGUGCAGUACAGGCACAGUGGACAUGCUUCUAGGUUGGAUCAGCCCUGACAAGGUGGCAAAGCAGGCUCUGCUGGCAUGGAGUAAGCAUGUUGCUGCACAUGAUGUGUCCUUUGCCAAAGGGCUGCUGCACAGUGGGAUUGGAGGUUUAUCCCCAGGAGGACAAGGAGGCUCCGACAUCAGGAGGGCCCGCCGUAGCGUAGAUACACAACCAGAAAAUAUCGAGGAGGAGCUAUUUCUGAGCGUUGGUCAAGUGGUGAUGGAGAUUAUAAAAACUGUUCCUGAGGUGGACAUGGUUGUCCAGAGCAUCCUCAGAACUUGCCUCCAGUCCAUGAUGUCGGCAACACUGGCCCUAGACACUGUAGAAGAAAUGAUGUCCAAUGGCCUGAAAGAUGCCAAUCAACUCAAAUGGACUUAUCUAACGUUGCUGACAAACCAGUCUGAGGCAAGCGUUUGGAUUGGUCGUGUCCUGGACAGCGUGAUGGAAAUGGUUAUGAAAAGUCUGGCAUCUGAGUCUUUAACAUGUGAGGAUCUCCUGAGUCCCUUCGAGUGGCUCUUAAACACAGAGAGCAUAAAGACUGACAUGUGGAGAUCAGUGAUCUGCCAAAACAGCUCCAUUCUACAGCAAGCUCUACUGGCAGACUGGCUGCCAUUGAUUCAGAAGGCUCAAGAAAUGUACAGCACGAUCACAGGCCCAGCAGACUACAACGUAACACUUCCCAUGAUUCUCUCUGAGUGGCACAAGUUGCACAAUAACAGUGUGCAGUUUGGAGUGCUUUUCAACAGACUGACCACAGAGCUGGGUGGGGCAUACUGGAUGAACUGGAUACCAGACAACAGCACUCGUAAUGUUACUGAGACUCUUCAACAAAGUGUUUUUCUGUUCAUGGUGAAUUUUGGAGAAAAGAUUGAGAAGAGUCAAUUGUGGCCCGAGGUAAAGAACUACUUCCACAUGGUUUACUGGAUUUUGAACUACAGGCCUGGUGUCAUAACUCAACCAGCAAACUGUUCUCUCAACUUCUUCACCUUAGCCAUUCAUUGCGAUACUGGUUUGAACUGGCCACAGUUUGCUCAAGCAAUAACUCAGGCUCUGAUGUCACCAAGCCAAGACUUGCUGGUGAAUUGUCUCAAAGGAACCUUGAAUCUGUUGCAGUAUGUGUAUGGUGACAUCUAUAAAAAUCAUAACCUGUUGCAGUCCACAGGCCUGGAACCAAUGCUGCAGCUGUUCCUUAGUGACAGCCCCCUUAAUGUCUCCACAGUGCUUGACAUUGCGUCAAAGCUUGGCAGGCUCAACCAGCACAUUUUUACCUUCAAUGAGACAGACCCAACAAUGCCUGAGCUUGAACGGCUGAUUAUGCAGUUCCUUUCCCUGGAGGGUAACCUCACCCUGUCUCUUCCCCACAUCAUGGGUCACAGUCUGCUUACCUAUUCUGACUACUUCCACCCUGAUGAUGUGGCCCGUGUCAGAGAAGCCCUCCAGCCUUUCACCAACCAAACUUCAGCAGGCCUUGUAGAGGCCAUCCUUAGUGCCAUGGAGCUGCUGAAGACAGUGAUGGAUUCCCCAGAUGGUGACCCAACUAACAUCAUUCUUGGGUACUUACGCCAGCUUCAAGAAUUGGUGAUGUCUCUGUACAGACUACGAAAAAUCGAAAAUCUCCUGUUACCGAUUGGGAAGCUGAGCGCAGCACAAGUCACUGACCUCCACCUGAUUUCCAAGGAUUUUCUUAACCUCCUUACCCCCGAGAGUCUACAGAACCUGACUCAGGCCGGACCAGAUGCUGCCCAGAACAUUGUUAUCCAGAAAUUUGUAGCAUUCCUACCACUGGAGGUUCAACAAGAAGCUACUCGCUUUCUUCAGGAUUUCAAAGCUCUGCAGACCAAAUGUGCAAAAGGUCAGAAUUGUUUGGCUGGAAUCUCAGAAAUCUUCAUUUUCCUGGAUCAGAUAUUAGACAUGAUGCUCUCAGCUAACAGUAAUGUCACCAUCAAAAUAGCUGUAACCAACUCAGUUCUGGAGGGACGGGAAUAUGAGGAACUUACAUCCAUUUUCUUCUCACUCCUUCUGGCCCCAAAUGAUGCUGCCGUUGUGGAAACAUUCAAACAGAUUCUUCAUUUCAUCAGAUUGCUCAUGGCUACACCAAAUAUUUCUGUGUCUGAUGUCCAGAAUGCUCUAGGACAGUCAAACCUAACCCUUGAGGAGCUGAAUAACUUUGCUGCACUAGCUGGAGCUGCCAAUAUAAAUGACCUAAUGGUUAAUAUAGUUGAGAUUAUCAAUGCUCGCCAGUGUUUUGAACCACAGCAUGACCCAAUGGUGACAGCCCAGUGUGUUAUGGGAUUGAUAAACGGAGUCAGUGGUUUCCUGACACACCAACCUGUUCUUCGAAAUGAGACAGCCAUACUCUCCCUUAUCCCGUUAAUCGUCAAUACUACUUUCAGAGAUGUUGUCCAAGCUAACUUCAGUUCCAAUCCAAACGCGGUUCUUGUACACACCCUGAACAGCACCCUGGCCAAUAUCAAGAUGAACCUCCAGCUGAACCAGCUGAGCACUCCAGAGAUCAUGAAUGAAAUCAGAGUGGUGGAGGGUCUGAUACAACUGAUCGCCAACACGGAACCAUUUAACAACAGUUUUAAUACCAUCUUGAUGAAGGACCCCAUGUACGCCCAGAAAGUAUACCUGGAGAUUGUGGAAUGGUACUUGAAAAUUCUAGAAAAUAUCACCAGCAACAGCUCGGUCUCAGAGUUCCUCAAUCCAUUUUUCUACCUCACACAAAUGCAAGUGACAUUACAGCUGGCACAGACAGAUUUCUCUUUGUUUGUCAGUAACCAGGUCGAGUUCUUGAUAAACAGCCUCCAGUACCCAAUAGAUGGUGCAGGGGUGAGUAAAAUUGGCCAGACAAUAAUUGAGAUUCUCCAGGGCCUAUUUGACUUCAUAAAGGUCAACCUAGAGGUUCAGAAUAACAUCCCAGGUUCAGAGCCAGUGUUCAACGCAACCAUUCUGAAUGUCAUUGAGCCCAAAAUUAAGCUAUACCUUGACAUCAUACAGAGGUGGAUGAAACAACCCAAUGUCCCUUUGACCCUUACUAAUAUGCUUCAGUGGGGAAACUCCUCCAUAAAUAUCUCCGCCCCUGUCACAGACAUCCAGCACCUGCUACAGAUGAUGGUUAAUUUUCUCAGUGAUGAUCAACUGGCCCACCUCUCUGUCAUUGGCAAUAUCACCCAGUCCCUGAACAAAGCCCUAAUGGUGGCAGAGCACCCAGGUGGCCUGCAGAGUGAUCAGUUCUUAGCCGCCAUCUUGGAAGCAGUCCAAAGUGCUAUGCAGAUCCUGACUGGAGCCAUGGGCCCCCUGCCAGUAUCUGUACAGCAGAACAUCCUGAAAAUUGUGGAGGAUUCAUUAAAGCUCAUUGUCCAACCAGACAUGAGUUUUGCCUCAUCACGUAACAUCUCCCUCCUUAUCCUCAAGAGAGCUGAGAGCGUCGUCCAACAGACAAUACCAGAAAUGUUUGCAGUAUACUUGCUCUCUGGACUCAAAGUAGCAACCGUAUAUUUUGAGAGUAUCACCACAGCUGGCGGACCAGACAACUGGAAUCAGAUGAUUUUGAAUGGAAUGAAGACAGUCCAGAGCCUCCUGCCGCCAAACAGCACAGCCCAGGCCUACGUUUCUGCGUUCAUUAACAUCACUCACUUCAUCUUGGAGUCUGGCCAAGGCAACAUGAGCCUCUGGGCAAGUUUUGAGAAUGCAUCAGGAGAAAAUGUGCCCCUAAUUAUAGGCCAGAUGGGCAAACUUGUGAGCAUGCUUUGGCCGCUUGUCAUGGGAAACCCAAAACAUCACACAAUUUUUUCAUCUCCGGAGGGCCUUGCUCACCUUUCUGCAUUCCUGGAGCAGCUGAUGACUGGAAAGGCAGACCAAGACAUGUGGGAGAAACUUGAAAAGAUGCUGGAAGCCCUUCUGUCAACCCUUGAGGGAACAGAGCUAUGGAACAAUGUCUCAUCUGUUAUCCCACUAUUUGAAAAAAACAUAGAAAGUAUGGUGAACAUCAUGCAAGCAGAGAAUGCGAUGAUACUAAGCCUUCAGAUGCCUGUGGUGACCCUGAUGAGAGAAAUUGCACAGUCUCUGAACACCAGUCGUUUUAACUUGUCUGAGGUCUCGGAAAGAAUGCAGUUUUCCAUUGAACGCACGGUGAAGGCAGCUCAGCAGGCUAAUGGUACAUUGGAGUGCAGUGACGUUCUCAAAGAGUGGGAGCCAGUAAGAGAGGCAGCAGGGUUAAGCCAUGCCACAAUGGCUAAGUGGUGCAACAUCAGCCUGCAGCCUGUUUUGGAGGCCUAUGUUGCAGCCCAGGCUGUCUACUCCCACCUGAACAUGAGUCACAUGGAUGUGGGACCAAUGACUGUGAGUGCCACAGCUGCCAGGAUUGUCAAGACUGUACAGUCUCUCUACCAAGUCAGCGUUAACCAAACGCUUGUGACAGAGCAGCUAAUCACGGCUUUCUGUAGCCAGUUCUCUACGCUGGCAGGUCAGCCUCUGAGCCCUGAGGCAAAGCUUUACUGGUACAAGCAGCUCCAGGACAUGCAGUUACAAAACAGUUUGUCUUCCAUCAAAUUGCUCUCAGACGAGCUGCUUAGUGUGGCCCCAUUCCUUCACCCUUACACCGAAGCUAUAGAGAAGGCGCUGCGCCACAUUGUGAACAACUUCCAUCUUGUUCAAGACAGCAGCUCAUCCCACGACCUCUUCGAACAGGUAGCAAUGAUAUUCCUAACCUCGGCGAACAUCACCUCGGAUGAAAUCUUCUCCAUGAUGUGGGGAAAUUUUUCUGGACUCAGUGAGGCAUCUCUUACUGACAUGAUGAGAGAAACCAUCAAACUGAUGACUGACCUGAAGAUAUUUGGUGAUGCGCCUCUGGUUUACCAAGCCUUGGAGCAAUUCCUGGCAUCCAAUGACACAAGCUUGACUGUACAGAAAGUGGCUGAGCUGUCUGCAUGGUUGGUCUCGACUCAAGCAUCUGGACUAGACCUGCUUACCCAGGUGCUGCCCAAAAUAUAUGACAUCCUUAGGUCUUUCCUGUCUGUCCUGACUCAGAUGAGUGUGGACAUGCCAGCAAACAUGGAGCUGUUUGAAGACCUAGUUGGAAACAUAACUGCAAUGUUUAGGCAGUUGGUGAGCACCAGUGUUCUUCUGCCUCCCAUUGACCAACUUCAGGGUAUGAUUCAGGCGGAAACGACAGGCGGUAACCAUAAGAUGAGGAUCCGACGCAGACGCGAGGUCCCCUUGAUGCCACCAAGUGACCCCAUGGAUGACUUCAUAGACCUGUUCUACAUCAACUACCCUGCCAUGUUCAAAGCCAUCUCUGUCCCUCCUACCACAGGAGAAAUUGCGGAAACAGUCCACAUGUUCUUUGCCAAUCCUGAUCUGAGUGUUGUGUUGAAGGGAGCUUUGAGUGACAUGCCGUGGGGCUUGAAUGCCUCUCGGGAAGAGACCAUUAAUACUGCUCUUGGGGUGCUCUCCUUUCUCACUCUACCUAGCGCAUUUCAGAUGUCAUCAAUGGAUCUCCUAACUAACGCUACGGAUAUGCUUCCCGAUGGCUUUCCAUUCUCCUCUGUGCUUAAAAAUAUCUCCAGAGUUCUGGCCAGUGAGUCACAAGAGAGCCUGAUUCUCAUGCAGGAGACCAUCCAAACAACCACUGUGCUCUUCCAAAUCGGGGUGACAGACCCACAAUUCACAGAGCAACUUGGCCACCUGAGAUCCCAGGUGUGCGCCUUGGAGAAUACACAGUCUGCGCAUCUGCUGACGUGGUCCCUCUCCAUUGAGCCUGGUCAGCUGUGUCACACUUUUCUGCCCAGCCUGCAGAUCCUGGUUGAAAGUCUGAUGAUGAACACAACCUCUCUGACAGAUGCCAUCUUCCAGACCGUCAUCGGAGAUCCUAGCACCUACGAUUUCCAUGCAAACUGGACAUCUGUGAUGAGUCAAGGUUUGGGCCUUAACACCAGCAGCCUGAGCUCUCUCAACAUCAACAUCACCUCCCCAGUAAUGUCGGUCGGUGAGAUGCUGAGAAAUGAAACUGCCUUUGUUCUGGAUGUUCAGCGACACAUGGAUUUUGAUCCAGCAUCUCUGUACCUGCUGAUGGAAACCACUCUACCAAACAACAAUUUAUUGAUCCUGUCCUGGUUGGUCAACCUGCAUCAGUGCAACUCCACAGCAUCUGUGAACAUGAAAGAGACAGAUGUGGUCAUCUAUAAGGCCUUCUGCUCCAUGUCUGUUGAACAGUGGUACAGCUUUUCACUGCUGAUGGCUCGCCAUCUCAACAUGGAAAAAAUCAUCUACAGAAUGGUGUUGUCUGAAGACAUGCAAAGCAUGAUGGGAGUUAUGCUUCAGAUGGCUGAGGUUAUAACAGACACGAUGAACAAGUUUCUUCCUGCCAUUGGUCAACUGCAAAGCUACCUGCUCUCCAUCCAAGACCUCAACCUGGUGGCCGACAACGAAUUUAGCCAAAUGGCCAGAGGACAGAGGUCCACCGUAUCUAGCCAAGCUACGUUUGUCACCCUCUCUCGAGCGUUGUGCAGUAAGGGUAUCCUGGCUCUGUUUGGAAUCUCCAAACUCCCCACCAUGUUGGAGUCAAACCCUACCUUCCCCAAUAACCACCAGAGGGAGGAGAUGAUUGAGAGGUUCAAGAUUCCACGGAAUGCCACUCCCUUAUGUAUGAACAUGUACCUGGACAUGGUCAAUACCACAGGAGGAGCCAUCGCCUGGGCCUUCCUCAAACCAAUGCUGAUGGGACAAAUCCUGUACACCCCUGACACACCCGUCACUAGGUCAUUAAUGGAGAAGGCCAAUGCCACCUUGCAGGAGUUUGCAAAUCUGAGGAAGUACUCAGAAGACUGGAUUGAAUCCUCCAACUACAUCAUAAAGUCUUCUGAAAUACUCAGCCACACUUUGCCAUUGCUGCAGAAUUCCCUUGGCAAUUCUUUUGUGAAGAAUUUCAUUGAGAUGCAGACAGACAUCAAUGUUGGCAGAAUGAAAGAAACGCUCAGCAAUUUCUCUAACAUGACAGUGAUGCUGGAAAAGAACAAACACAUACUGAGUCAGAUCACCACCUUGUCCACCCUGAUGGUGGACCUCUCCUCCUGUAUCAAGUUUGACCGUUACCGUGGCUACGACUCUGCCGAGCAGCUCAACACUGUAGCCCAGGAACUUGCCAAAAAUCGUGAUCUCUAUGCAAGUGUCAUCUUCAAGCUUCCCAAAGAUGAGGACUCAUCCAGGAAGCGCCAGGCCGGGUCUUCCUCCUCCUCCUCCACCACAUCCCCCAACUCAUCCCUGCCUCCCAAAGUCAGCUACACUAUCCGCAUGCAUAUGGACAAUGUCAUGCGUACUGACAGAGUCCGGAACCCCUAUUUUGUGAAGGACACGCACAUCCUGGCCAGGCAGACAAUGCGCUACAACCGGGGCUUUGUCUACCUCCAGGAAAACAUUGAUCGGGCUAUCAUUGAGACCCAGACUGGGCAGAGAGUCUCCGAGCCAGCCGUCCAGCUGCAGCCCUUCCCCUACCCAUGCCAUCACCGUGAUGAGUACCUGGAGGCUAUCUCUUUUGUCUUCCCACUCAUGCUAAUGAUAGCCUGGGUGCUGUUCGUGGCUGAUUUUGUGAAGAAACUGGUGCAUGAGAGAGAACUGAGGCUGCAUGAGUACAUGAAGAUGAUGGGAGUAAACCCGCUCAGCCACUUCUUCGCCUGGUUCCUGGAGUGUGCCGCCUACCUGGUGGUGACCAUCUUCAUCCUCACUCUGGUGCUGAAGUUUGGCGGAGUCCUGCCCUACAGUGACGGAUUCCUCCUUUUCUUGUACCUCUGCGACUAUGGUUUGAGCAUCCUGGCCUUCAGUUACCUGGUCAGCUCCUUCUUUGACAAGACCUACAUUGCUGGCCUGAGUGGCAGCCUCCUUUACAUCCUCUGCUUCUUCCCUUUCAUCGUGGUCAUGGCCUGGGAGACGAAUCUCACCUUUUCCCAGAAGAGCGCCCUGAGCAUAUUCUCCCCAACCUGUUUCAGUUACGCCAGCCAAUAUAUCUCUCGCUAUGAGACCCAAGGAGAAGGAAUUCAUUGGAGCAACUCAUACACCUCACCCAUAGCUGGUGACUCAGCCUCAUUUGGUUGGCUCUGCUGGCUGAUGCUCAUCGACUCCAUCCUCUACUUCAUCAUCGGGGCUUACAUCCGCAAAGUCUUCCCAGGAAAAUAUGGCAUCCCAGCUCCAUGGUACUUCCCCUUCAAAGCUUCCUUUUGGGCCAACCUAUGCUAUUGCAUUAAGCCUAAGAGUAAGGUGGGCAAAGGACUCCUCUUCACCAACAUCAUGCAGAAAAACCAGCCUGUCUUCUCCAACGACAAGGGAAAAGGCCAGAGCAAUCUUUCCUCCCAGGCCAGUGAGGAUUUCUCAAAGCUCCCAGUGGGUGUUGCCCUCCAUGGUCUCAGCAAAAUCUAUGAUGACCGAGUAGCCAUUCAAAACCUUAAUGCUUCUUUCUACGAGGGUCAUGUCACGGCGUUGCUUGGUCACAAUGGAGCUGGCAAGACGACAACCAUAUCUCUCCUGACUGGACUUUUCGCCCCAUCAUCCGGCACAAUAGAGGUGUACGGCAAAGACAUGCAGACCAAUAUCGAUGAUGUUCGCAAAGAGCUGGGCGUCUGCAUGCAAUACGAUGUCCUCUUUGACCACAUGACCACCAAGGAGCACCUGCUGCUGUACGGCCAGAUUAAGGCCCCACACUGGUCACGCGGGGAACUGCAUCAGCAAGUCCAAACGAUCUUAGAGGAGUCAGGCAUGUACUCUCACAGACACAAGCGGGUGGGCACCCUGUCGGGUGGCAUGAAGCGCAAGCUGUCAAUCUCCAUCGCUUUCAUUGGGGGCUCUCGCUUGGUGGUUCUGGAUGAACCCACUACAGGAGUCGAUCCUUGCUCCAGGCGCAGCAUCUGGGACAUUGUUAUCCAGCACAAGAACCACCGCACCAUCAUCAUGUCCACCCACCACCUGGAUGAGGCUGAGGUGCUGAGCGACCGCAUCGCCUUCCUGGAGAGAGGAGGGUUAAAAUGCUGCGGAUCCCCCUUCCACCUGAAAGACAAGCUGGGUCAGGGCUACAAACUCACCCUCACCAAGAAGAUACAGAAACUAGAGUCUGAACAAAUUGAUAAUGCUGAACUGAAAGCCUUUAUCCAAGCCCAUGUACCCGAAGCGCGACUCAAGGAGGCCCAGGGGGGCGAUUUGGUCUACUCACUGCCCCCCUUCAACUCAUCCACCGCCUCCUCAUACCGCUCCCUCCUGACCGCGCUGGACUCCAACCUGGACGCCCUGCAGCUGGGGGGCUAUGGCAUCUCUGACACCACCCUAGAGGAGGUGUUCCUCCAGCUGACUCAUGGAAACAGAGAGGGGGCCGAGAAUGGUCUCCUGUCUAUCUCAGAGACAGUUUCCGACACGGCAUCCAUUGACAGCUUCCCUUCAGACACCAGUGAAAGCUUCGGUGACAGGAUCAAGCUUAGUAGUUCAUCCAUGGUGUGUGGCAUGGCCCUGGCCUGGCGGCAGAUGGCGGCCAUACUGAUCAAGAGGUUCCACCACAGCCGCAGAGACUGGAAGGGCCUGAUCUCGCAGAUCCUGCUUCCUGUUCUGUUUGUGGUGUUUGCAAUGGGUCUGGGCUCCAUCAAGAACGAUCUGCGGCACUAUCCUGAGCUGGAGCUGAGCCCCGCGCUCUACAACAUUGGACCAAGCUACUCUUUCUUCAGUAACCAAAAUCCCAACUCCGCGCAGCUGGUGAACACCAUGAUGUCAUUCCCUGGGAUCGAUAACGCCUGCCUCGACAAGUCUGAUAACCGGGUCUGCACAAGAAACACAAACAACUGGAGAUCCAGAGGGAACAGCUCCAAAGCAUUUACCGUCUGUAAAUGCACCCAUCAGGAACAGAUUUGUGACAGUGACAACUUCCAGCCGCCGCAUAAGAAGAUCCCUUCGUCUCAGAUUGUUUAUAACCUCAGUGGCAUCAAUGUGGAGAACUACCUGGUGGCCACAGCCAAUGACUUCAUCAGGAACAGGUAUGGUGGAUUUGAUUUUGGCAUGCAGCUUCCUCCUGAUUUACAAACGGACCUUAGAGGAGUGCCCAAAAACCGUACUCUGUCUAAGGUCUGGUUCAACCCCGAGGGUCACCACACAAUGCCAGCAUACUUAAACAGCCUCAGCAACUUCAUCCUACGCUCAAAUCUUCCAGCAGACAAGGAUCCACGUAAAUAUGCCAUUUCAGUUUCCAGUCACCCGUAUUUCGGUCGGGCAGAUGAUGAAGAUGCAGUUGUUCAGGGAAUGCUCCAGAUCCUUCUGGCUAUGUGCGUGCUGACGGGUUACUCAAUCAUGACAGCCAGUUUUGCCAUCUAUGAAGUCAGUGAGCACCACAGUGGCUCCAAGAGGCUCCAGCACAUCGCUGGCAUCAGCGAGCCCUUCUACUGGGCUGUAAACUUCUUUUAUGACAUGGUCCUCUACCUGAUCCCUGUGGCUUUGACUGUUGGUGUGAUCGCAGCCUUCCAGAUUCCAGCAUUCACAGAACGACAAAACUUGGGUGCCAUCACCCUCCUUCUAGUGCUCUUCGGAUUUGCUACCUUCCCCUGGAUGUAUCUGUUAUCAGGUGUCUUCAAGGAUGCGGAAAUGGCCUUCAUCACCUACGUGUGCAUCAACCUCUUCAUCAGUGUCAACACAAUCAUGUCCACCUCCAUCCUCUACUUUCUGGGCCAAAUUUCAAUGCGCAACUCUGAGGUAAUCAAGGACAUCUUCAAGAGGCUGAGCCAUGCCUUCCAAAUUUUCCCCCAGUUCAACUUUGGGAACGGGCUGAUGCACUUGGCUAGGAUGAACAUAGAGGUCCAGAUCCUCAGUGGCUAUGGCAUUGAUGCCUAUCAGAACCCAUUCUCCACAGACGCACUUGGCUGGAUGUUCAUCUCCUCUUUCAUCCAAGGCCUGGUCUUCUUCACCCUGCGCCUCCUGCUCAACAAGUUUCUUAUGCGAAAAGUCAGGCAUCUGAUUUGCGGCAGAAAGACAGUGCCGCAGGUGGCUUGUGAGGACGAGGAUGAGGAUGUGGCUGCUGAGCACCUACGAGUGUCCAGUGGAGCAGCCAGCUCAGACAUACUCCAGGUCAGCCAGCUCACUAAGGUCUAUCAACACCUCAAGAAGAAGGUCCAUGCCGUCAAGAAGCUCUCAGUAGGCAUCCCUGCAGGAGAGUGCUUUGGUCUGCUGGGAGUGAACGGAGCAGGAAAAACUACCACUUUCAAGAUGCUGACUGGAGAUAUUAGCCCCACUGAUGGCACAGCACAGAUCAGGGACUGGGAUGGGCGGUUGGUAGACAUCAUGGAGUGCCGUAACAAGGGAAUUAACAUCGGCUACUGUCCCCAAGUAGAUGCACUGGACGAUCUGCUCACUGGAGAAGAGCACUUGUACUUCUACGCUCGCAUUCGAGGCAUCUCAAAGAGGGAGAUAGAAGGGGUAGUGAACUACUUACUGAAGAGGCUGGAGCUGAACUACCACAGAAACAUCAUUACUGAUAGUUACAGUUGCGGAACCCGCAGGAAGCUCUCCACAGCCCUGGCUCUCAUUGGGCAUCCACAAAUCCUGCUCCUGGAUGAGCCAAGCUCUGGCAUGGACCCUCGCACUAAGCGUCACCUGUGGAAAAUCAUCUCUGAAGAAGUGAAAGGAAAAUGUGCUGUGGUCCUCACAUCUCACAGCAUGGAGGAAUGUGAAGCACUGUGCAGCCGUCUUGCCAUCAUGGUGAAAGGUCAGUUCCGAUGCCUGGGCUCCCUGCAGCACAUUAAGAACAGAUUCGGCAGCGGGUUCACUGUGAAGAUGUACUUGGCCAAGGCCUCCUGUGAUGCAGAGGCAAUCAGUGGCUUCAUGCAGCGCAGAUUCCCCAGCACUUAUCUCAAGGACCAGCACUCUACUAUGGUGGAGUACCACGUGCCAGUUGCUCCAGGAGGGGUGGCUGACAUCUUCGACCAGCUGGAGGCAAACAAGAAUGCUCUGCAGAUCAAACACUUCUCUGUGAGCCAGACCACACUGGAUGAGGUUUUCAUCAACUUUGCCAUGGGAAACAUUGGCAUGGAAACCACACCACUUCACAGUGAAGACGAGUGUGAUGACCUGGGCUUCAUUAAGGCAGUACAAACAUAAAGCUGACUGCCAUCUCUUCUAUGUCUUCUACGAAAGGAAGCACAGUAUCUGUUUAUAGUAUAUCUGCCCUUAAUAUAUAUAUUUGUCUGUGUGUGAAAAAUAAGAGUUUAAACCAUUUAUGUUUUUUAAAAUCCUGAUUACUUUUUGAAAGUUUCUUGACUAAUGAUAUGAAGGGUAACUUAUAUUUGUAUUACCAGAUUAAACUCUCAAUGAAAAACGGAAGAGCACAUGCACAGAAGGAAAGAGUUGAUAAAUUGAGGUCUUAUGUUUAUUUACUUUUUUCCUGUCUUACAGGUCACAUGACAGCACUUGUAUGUUUACCUUUAAUUCUCAAGAUAUUAUUAUUAUUUAUGAAGGAUAAAAUUAAGCAUGUAGGCUCAUAAUAUCUCUCUGUGGUUGGGACACUGUUCACUAUAUAUUAUACCAUAGCAAAUCAAAUCAUCAAUCAUUAUGUAAUUUCUGUUAAGAAUCAUUUUCAUCAUCUUAUAAAACUCACAUACACUAAAUAUGUAAUGUGUAUCACAAAGUAAAUCUUUUAAUCUGAGAGACAUGUAAUCGUGCCCACUGGAUGAAAUUUGACCAAAAAAAAAAAUAUUCACACACAGAACAUCCUCAAUAUGCACUUUUCCACUACUCAUUAACACCUCCUCUAAGGGCAUAUCUAACUUUUAGAAUGAAUAAACUGAAUAUUUAAUGCAGUCUUUCCUCCUUAUGGAACAGUUCCAAAUGG
Molecule: messenger RNA, 14056 nt
Organism: Xiphias gladius (swordfish)
Lineage: Eukaryota; Metazoa; Chordata; Actinopteri; Istiophoriformes; Xiphiidae
Gene: abca12
Product: ATP-binding cassette, sub-family A (ABC1), member 12
Exons: 72
Coding region: 1-13326 (4441 amino acids)
Biological process (GO): lipid transport; transmembrane transport
Cellular component (GO): intracellular membrane-bounded organelle; membrane
Molecular function (GO): ATP binding; ABC-type transporter activity; ATP hydrolysis activity
Source: RefSeq, a predicted model, not a curated record